Molecule: messenger RNA, 1447 nt
Organism: Centropristis striata (black sea bass)
Lineage: Eukaryota; Metazoa; Chordata; Actinopteri; Perciformes; Serranidae
Gene: tcea2
Product: transcription elongation factor A (SII), 2
Exons: 10
Coding region: 123-1088 (321 amino acids)
Biological process (GO): DNA-templated transcription; transcription elongation by RNA polymerase II
Cellular component (GO): nucleus
Molecular function (GO): zinc ion binding; nucleic acid binding
Source: RefSeq, a predicted model, not a curated record
CACAUGAUGCAUCUGCAGAGCUGCAACUCAGUUAUUGAAGAGUGAAUAUCUGUUAUUUUAAAUGCUGUUUUUACAUCGCGCAUUACAGUGAAUCUGCUCACUGGAGCUGAGGAUGCUUCAGCAUGCGUCCCGGACGGUUCUCUAGAGUUUUUACUAUUUUAAUGGAUGGAGCUCUGGACCUGCUCAGGGAGCUGAAGAACAUCAAGAUGUCUCUGGAGACGCUGCAGGUAAUUCACGGCACCGCCAAGGGCAUCCAGUCGACCAGAGUCGGGAUGUCAGUGAACGCGGUGAGGAAACACAGCUCAGAUGAAGAAGUUCAGACUCUGGCCAAAACUCUCAUCAAGUCCUGGAAGAAGCUGCUGGACGGGUCAGAGGGGAAGUCUGAGGAGAAGGAGAAGAAGAAGGAGGAAGGCUCUCCUGUCAGGUCAUCGUCCACCUCCAAGGACUCUGGCAGCAGUGAGAAAAGCAGUAAGAAGUCAGGGGAGUCACCCACCACGCCCACUACUCCCACUACACCCACUACACCCACCAGCCCCACGACCCCGACCCUCCCCCCGCGGGUCACCUCCUUCCCCCCCGCCCCCGUCACCACCGACAGCGUGCGCAACAAGUGUCGAGAGCUGCUGGUGGCGGCGCUGCAGACCGAUGAUGACCACAGGACCAUUGGAGCGGACUGCGAUCAUCUUGCAGCUCAAAUUGAAGAGGAGAUCUUCCAGGAGUUCAAGUCGACAGAUAUCAAAUAUAAAACUCGUCUACGAAGCCGAAUCUCCAACCUCAAGGACCAGAAGAACCCCGAUCUGCGGCGUAACGUCCUGUGUGGAAACAUCUCGGCUCAGCGCAUCGCCUCCAUGACCGCUGAGGAGAUGGCGAGUGCCGAGCUGAAGCAGAUGAGAGAAGCUCUUACUAAAGAGUCCAUCAGAGAGCAUCAGCUGUCGAAGGUCGGGGGAACCGAGACCGACAUGUUUAUCUGCAACAAGUGUCACGGAAAGAGCUGCUCGUACACACAGGUGCAGAUCCGCAGUGCUGACGAGCCCAUGACCACCUUUGUGUUGUGUAACAGCUGCGGCAACCGAUGGAAGUUCUGCUGAAGAGGACGUGUGUGUGUGUAUAUUAUUAUUAUUAUGAUGAUGAUGAUGAAGAAAAAGUGACUAAAGUGAAUUGAAUUUGCAUUUAAAAAAUGAAUUUUCUUUUUUUGUUUUAUUUUGUACAAUUUCUUUUUAUAUAUAAAAGUUUAAAAAAAAGCUGUAAUAUAUUUAGAAGAAAAAUAUGCCAGUUUCAUGUUGUGUAUAUGGUUUCAUUUGUUUUGUAUGGAGCACUUAGAGUUUUUUUUGAAGCUUUAAAGCCAGAUUGAAUCACAUUUAGGCCUUGUGGGAGCAGCGGAUGUGCCUUUCUUUGCCAUGUUGUGCUGCCACAAUAUUUCUAUUAAAGUUGCUCUUGGAUUAAGGCA